Messenger RNA from Brenthis ino (lesser marbled fritillary), 1959 nucleotides. Lineage: Eukaryota; Metazoa; Arthropoda; Insecta; Lepidoptera; Nymphalidae. The record is from the annotation of a GenBank genome assembly.
AUGAAUUUCUCCAGUUUUUCUUCAAGUCCAUCAGCAAUAAACAGCUCACAAACAGUAAAACGUGUUAAGACAUUUGCUUUACCGGAUAAAUGUUUCGAAAAAGGCAUUGGCGCAGCAUGGAGACGUGGUAACCAAUUCGGAGUAUAUCCUAGAAGUCAAAAUGUGAACAAAACUGUUUCAGAAACAGCUGAUAAAACUGACGACAAGAUUUUAAACAUUCGCCAAAGUGUUGUACUAUUUACUCCAAUUUUACGUAAGUUUGUAAAUGAAGCGAAUGGUACAUUCUUAACUUUACAAAAACUUGUAGAGACUUCGAAAACUACAGAUAAUCAAGUCGAAUUUCUGAAGCUUUCGCGCCAAUAUCGUUCGAUAAUCCGAGUUUGUAUUGAGAGUCUCCAAGAAGCCGCUCAAAAAGAAACGGAUGGCAUAGAAAAGAACACUUUAUUUUCAUACAUAACUAUUUUCUAUUCAGUAGAAUGUAUUUGGCAUUUGUGUGAAAUAUUGUUUAUUGAUAUCAUUCCUGGUGAAGUUGUUCUGCCAUUUUUAUUAGAAUGGGUACGAUUUCACUUUCCAUGUCAUGAGCAGACUGCAGCUCAGUUACUGGAAGCAUGUGAGAAGGGUUCUGAAGAUCACCCUGAAUAUUGGGAUACAGUUGUAGGAAUGGUAGUACAGGGAAGAGUGGAUGUCGCUAGAGCAUUGCUUAAAUUACACUCCACUGCUGAUUCAAAUGAAUUUAAGCUAGUUGAUAAUUCUUUGAGAAGCAUGCCAGUUUAUAGUGUUUACGGUGGUAUAUCUGCAGGGGAAUUCACUAUAUCCUGGAAGCAUUGGCAAGCAGAAUGCAGAUCAAAACUUAGUAGCCGCCUUUUAAUGCAGCAGCCUCAAUUGGAACUUAUUAUGAGAUUAAUGACUGGCGAGUAUGCAGCAUUUGAGUUAAUCCGACCAAAUUACACCUCAUGGUUUGACAUACUCGGUGGAUGGGUGCUAUUCACUAUGCCUUGGGCAAAAAGACGUGAUUUGGGCGCAGCGGGUGCCGCAUGUGCGGGCAUGGAGACGUCUGGCCGGUCUCAUUUAGAUGUGAUGGUUAGAGCUCUGCUGGAUGGAGAUUUACAUCAGGUAAUCCACGAAAUACAACAAGUAUCUGACAAUGGUUGGUUUGCUUCACAUUUGACAGACAUGCUGUAUCACUGCGGCAAGUUGGAAAUUUUGGACAAACAUCAGAAUAAUGUAACCACCCGGCUGCGGGACAGCCUCAUUCUGGAAUAUGGCUCAUUACUAAUAGAACACAAAUCUCUGUGGUCCGUUGGAUUAUCUUACUUGGCGUCAUGCCCUCCGGAGGGAUUGAAGAGGGCUGAGUUAUUGUUAGAACGUAUGCCCAUAGAUACUGAGGCCAAAGCUAUGAGAGUGGCUGCAGAGGCAAAGAAGUAUGGCUUACUUGGUGUUGUGCAAAACAUAUCAACGUGCAUGUCGUCUCGGCGGCUGUCGCGCGGCGCGGCGGGCGCGGGGGCGGCGCUAGCGUGGGCGGCGCGCGGGCGCAGCGCGGCGCAGUGCGCGCGCGCCGCCCACGUGGCGCUGCGCGCGUACUGCGCGGGGGAGCCCCUGCCCGCGGUCGACCUACUGCUGAGCGCUGGUGCUACGCUACUGAUUGAUGAUACCCUGCUGUUGUUAGGAAAAUACUGUGAUUUCCACAGAUUAUACAAAAAUAGAGAGUUCAAAAAAGCUGCCAAACUGUUAGUGUCUUUAAUCACAUCUAACAUAGCCCCCGAUUAUUUCUGGCCAACCCUCCUCCUUGACACCCUGCCACUCCUCGAGACAGAGGAACCAGUUCUCUCGGCUGAAGAUACAUAUGAACUGAUGCUUCAGCUAGAGCUCCACAGCCAGUGCCUAGCAGGAGAGAAGGCAGAACUUCUCCGACUGGCUCUAGCUAGAAACUUGGCUCGGACAGCCUUGCUAGAUGAUAUA